AUUAUGUACUAAGGUGUAGAAUAGUAGAAUCAAUUUUACGUAGUAGAAUUGAUAGUUCUACAUCAAAUUGAUAUAGCACAUGGAUACACUUUCAAAUUACCUUUACGUCUUUUGUAAUGUAGCCUUAUUAUGGUAAGAUCAUUUGACCACGCGCGACGUGAGAUCGUAACUUGAAUCCAUUCCAUGUCAUUCUAUACGCGUGUAAACGCCCAGGUGACGCGACAUCACUUUAAAAGUACAUGGACCACUAAGAAAAAAUACUCAUACGAGCGUACAAGGUGAUUUUGUAUUCCCCUGCUAAACGGUUAGUCGCUUUAGAAUAACAUCGACUGAAGAACACUUUAACAAAUAACUGCCCGUAGAAAUGGGCGACCCACUGCCAAAUCAGUCUCAAACACGAGCUCAUAAGAAGAAUAUUGGAGCCGUGCAAGCGCUGGGGAAGUCGGUUGAACAAAUGAGGAAAGAUAAGAAGAAGAGUUUGCAGACUAUCGACCAAGAAGUGCUUGAUGCUCACAAGUUUCUAGAGCAAGUUAAAACGCACACCGGGUACAGCGUUUCUUUCCAGGACGUGUUUCCAGCAUACGAAAAACAAGGAGUUAAAAAUAAUCUGGAUAUUGGUGCAGAGAAAUAUCGACCAACGAAAAGUUCGCUAAUGAGAUCCGAAGUCAAACUCCGCAAAGCGAUCUCGGAAGCCAAUUUCCGGAUGAGAAGUGCUGAGUUCUUCAGAAAAUGGGAUGAUGUUUUCCAGAUCGACCUUGCACUUGAUGAUUGGUUUGCUAAGCAGCAGCUGGAAGAGGAAAACGAUGUUUCAGAUGACGAUGGAGGACUCUGGGUGAUCCCCGUUGGGAGCCCCGCAAAGAUGUGAUCGACUAACAAAUUCGAUGACAUACUUCACAAACUAUGGGAAGAUUCGUUUAACACCUCUGUAACGUAAAACCCUUUCGAAACACAAACAUGGCAACCGACAUCAUAAACGAUUAUAUUUUAUCCCAGAUGAGAAGAAUUGAGAAAGAUAAGCGCGCUGCAUUGUAUUGUAUUCGAUAUCCAUUUUAGUAUAGCAGACACAAAUAAUAUGCUCAUGUAAUACAGACCUCAUUUUAACUUCCGUGUGAUUGAUUUCAGAAUUGAAAUGUUCAGAGCCGCGUUGAUUAUUACGGUAUAAAAUUUGGCCGCUGAUAAUUUUUGUCAAAACUUGAAAUUUGUCUGAGACCGAAUUCCCGAAACUUAAAUUUCCGAAACAAGUAAAUAAAUAAAUUUUUAUCUUCACAAAA
Molecule: messenger RNA, 1271 nt
Organism: Ciona intestinalis (vase tunicate)
Lineage: Eukaryota; Metazoa; Chordata; Ascidiacea; Phlebobranchia; Cionidae
Source: RefSeq, a predicted model, not a curated record